CGGGCGCGCCGGGACCAGCCCCGGCGCGGCGGCCGGCGAGGGCAGGGCCCGGGCGGGGGCGCUGUGAGGAGGGGCGGGGGACGCGGCGGCGAUCCCAGCCGGGGCCCGCGGCUCGGGAGGUGCGCUCGGCCGGACGGCGGGGCCCGCCCUCUUCGGCCUGGAAGUCGCCGCCCGGCGACAAAUGCCCCGCUGUCCCCGCUCUCCCGGGGGAGCGCGCUCACGGUGCUUCCUGACGCAGGGCCCUCCGUCCUCCCGCCGCUCCCGCGUCCCUAGCCUCCCCUGCCGGGCGGAGCGGCGCCGGGUGCCGGGCGGGAGGAGCGAGGCCUGCCCCGCCCCAGGGAGCUCCCGGGGCCGCAGCGCCCGACCCCCGCGGGGGCCGCCGCAGGAGCGCAGGGCUGCGGGGCGGGCAGCCGUACGUGGCACGCUUCCCGUUAUAGUGCGACCCAGAUUGUGAAGACUCCGAGGAAUAGGAGAGGCCGAGGGGAUCCGGCAGUGGAGUGCAAGGACCAGACACCCCCGCAAUGACCAGUUCCCCUGUCUCCAGAGUCGUCUACAACGGCAAGAGGAACAGUAGCCCCCGCUCUCCUCCCAAUAGCAGCGAGAUCUUCACCCCAGCCCACGAGGAGAAUGUGCGCUUCAUUUACGAAGCCUGGCAGGGCGUGGAGCGAGACCUGCGGAGCCAGAUGUCAGGCAGUGAGCGGGGCCUGGUGGAGGAGUACGUGGAGAAGGUCCCCAACCCCAGCCUGAAGACCUUCAAGCCCAUCGACCUGAGUGACCUGAAGCGCCGGAACACGCAGGACACCAAGAAGUCCUAAAGCGUGCCGUGCCCCUCCCCUGGCCUCUGGGAGAUUGGGGUGCAGCUUGAUGUUGGUCUCCUCCUCUCCUGUGGGCCCAGCUCCUGGGAGGGGGAGGGGGCGGUGCUCCCGGUGGGCCACAAACCCCAGGACCAGGCUGGGCAUGAUUGAUGGCCGAGGCCUGCCCCUUCUCCUCGAGCCCCCUCCUUUCCUCUCGAGGGAUCUCAAGCUGCCCCCUAUCAUUGGGAGGGUCUGGGCCCUGCCAGGCCUUGCCUGCCCCCAGGCCUAGCUGCAUCUUUGGAGCUGCCUGGCCCUGCCUGCCCCCCAGGGCCUUAACCCUGACUCUCCUCCCUUUCCCAUCACCUUCCACUGCCUCCGUCCCCCUACUCCUGGCCACUUCCAGGGUCAGGAUGGAGACAAGGGGGCCUCCCUUGUCUCCUGGGCUGGUGGGACUGGGCCGAGUUUGUCGUGAGAUGGCCAGGAGGCAGGACAAAGGUGGCCCCACCUGUAGCCAGUGUGGGUCCCCCACCAACUCCUGCUGCUUCUGUGGCUUGGACAUGUUGGGGAGCAUCUAACCCCAUACCCCCCACUGUCCAGCCUGGCCCUUUUCUUCCCUGCAUCAACUUCAGGAUGCCACCAGCUCUCAGGGCCUGGGACACUGCUGGGCGCCCCCUCAAAGGGGUCCUGGACAACCAGGCACGGCCCCCUGGUGUCUGCAGCCCUGUGGCCACAGUAGCCCCUUAGGCAGGGACAUGGAGCUAACCCUGAGCUGGUGAGACUGCCCGGUGGGCCCUGGCUCUGUGCAGUGUGCUGGGAGGGUCACCAGGGCCCCUUUUUCUUCCUGUGCCCUUCAAAAGCCAAGUGUCUGCGAUGGAGUCUGAGAACCAGUGAAUAAAGGCAGGUGGCACUGGA
Messenger RNA from Equus quagga, 1706 nucleotides. It is a transcript of the gene MCRIP1, whose product is annotated as MAPK regulated corepressor interacting protein 1. Bases 522 to 815 code for a protein of 97 amino acids. NCBI's taxonomy places the organism in Eukaryota, Metazoa, Chordata, Mammalia, Perissodactyla, Equidae. The record is from RefSeq and is a predicted model, not a curated record. The transcript has 5 exons.